ACAGAGGUUGUGUUCGGCUUGUGUUAGUACAGUACUGCACUGGUAAAUCCCGUGACACACUUUAUAACAAAGAACAUACGUUUAAAAACUAUUGUGUCUUCUUAUCAGCUGGCAUCGUUCUAAGAUAAAACACUGUUAUGCCAACGAAUGUAUAGAUAAUCGUAAGAUGAUGUGGAUACACAGCAACUGCAAUUGAAGGAAUGUUUUUACCUUUAAAGCAACGACAAUUAAAGUAAACAGGCUGAACCAGUAGAAAAUAUGACUGGGAUGACUCAAGAAGAGAUUAUAAGCAACACCAAGACAGUACUGCAAGGGCUUGAAGCUUUAAAGAAUGAACAUAAUUCCAUCUAUAGUGGCCUUUUGUUAUCACUCAAAGCUGUUCAGCAAGAAAAAGGAGAUGGUCAUCUUGUGGAAGAAAAGGCCUCCAUUAUUAAAAAAAAUUUGGAAUCAAUAGAGCUGGGCCUUGGAGAAGCACAGGUGGUGUUGGCUCUUGCUGGACAUUUACAAACGGUGGAAGCUGAGAAACAGAAACUACGAGCCCAAGUGAAACGUCUAUGUCAGGAGAAUGCCUGGUUGCGAGAUGAACUUGCUAACACCCAGCAGAAGUUGCAAGCAUCGGAGCAGUCAGUAGCUCAGCUGGAGGAAGAGAAAAAACACUUAGAAUUCAUGAGCUCACUCAAAAAAUAUGAGAGUAAUGAAGUAGGAAUGGAAGACUCAGCUGGAGAGAAAAAAUCUGAGACAGGUGAAUCCACAUUAGAUCUUGGUUUUCCUGAUGAUGAUGAUGAUGAUGGAUCUCAGCAUGAAGUUUUAUCACCUACUCCACCAGGACAAAUGGCAGCUGCUGCAAAUGCAGGUUAUGAAAUUCCUGCAAGACUGCGUACCUUACAUAACCUUGUGAUCCAGUAUGCUUCUCAAGGUCGUUAUGAAGUGGCUGUUCCCCUUUGUAAACAAGCAUUAGAGGACCUGGAAAAAACAAGUGGGCAUGACCAUCCUGAUGUAGCUACAAUGCUCAAUAUUUUAGCUCUUGUCUAUAGGGAUCAGAACAAGUACAAAGAGGCAGCAAAUCUAUUAAAUGAUGCUCUGGCCAUCAGAGAGAAAACGCUGGGAGAGAAUCAUCCUGCAGUGGCAGCAACACUCAAUAACCUAGCUGUAUUAUAUGGAAAGCGAGGAAAAUACAAAGAUGCUGAACCUCUGUGUAAAAGAGCAUUACAAAUAAGAGAAAGGGUUUUAGGGAAGGAUCAUCCUGAUGUAGCAAAGCAGUUAAACAAUUUGGCUCUCCUUUGUCAGAACCAAGGAAAGUAUGAUGAAGUGGAGAGAUAUUAUCAACGAGCUUUGUCAAUUUAUGAACUCACUCUUGGUUCUGAUGAUCCAAAUGUAGCGAAGACAAAGAAUAAUCUCGCUUCAGCCUACUUAAAGGAAGGCAAAUACAAGGAAGCAGAGAUACUUUAUAAACAAGUACUAACAAGAGCACAUGAAAAAGAGUUUGGAAGCAUCGGUGGAGAGAACAAGCCAAUAUGGCAAGUAGCAGAAGAAAGAGAGGAGAAUAAAAGCAAAUUAAAAGAAAAUUUUCCAUAUCAGGAAUAUGGUGGUUGGCAUAAAGCAGCAAAAGUUAACAGUCCAAAUGUUGCAAACACCUUAAAAAGCCUGGGAGCUCUAUACAGGAGGCAAGGGAUGCAUGAAGCAGCUGAAACAUUAGAAGAUUGUGCUCUAAGAGCAAGAAAAGAGGCUUUAGACACAGGAAGAAUAGGGAAAGGGGUACAUCAUUUAGGCACUGAAUUCAGUGGAGUUUCUAAGGAACGAAGACGAUCAUCCUCUAAAAAUAACAGUCGUCAAGGGUCCCGGGAGUCACUUGACAGCGUAACUUGUGAAAGGAGUGAUGUAGGUGACGAAAAUGUGAACAGCAAGCUGAAACGUAGCAGUUCCUUUAGCAAGUUACGGGCCUCCAUUCGUCACAGCAGUGCCAAGCUUGUCCAGAAGCUGAGGGAAAGAGGCAAAUCUGAAUUUUUGUAUCAGAGUACCAACGACAACUGCUCCAAAAGAAUGAAGAAAGCCAGCUCAAUGUCAGCAUUACGUUUUGAAGAGCAGGCUCAAAGUAACUUGGUGUUUAUGAGGCCCAACACAACAAGCUCAGACCAACUUCGAAUGGAAAGACAUACCUAAAAUCCAUCCUGCUAAAGAUCUAAAUCUAUCCAUGCAUCUCAUCUUAGGUUUGGUGUAAUUCUUCAUGGUGGAACACUGAUUUCAAGUUUCUAGUCCUCGUCUCUGGUCUGUGCUUUGGUUUAUUUUUGUUUAAGUGUUGGAUUGUCAUAGAGACCAUGUUGUAGCUUCUAAAGUGGUUGUAUGAAUGUGGUUUAAUUUUAAUUUAUUCCUAAGAUAUUAUAAGGAACAUUCCAUUUCAAUUUCUAACUUUUGCACCAUUGUUUUAGCCUUACUAAGUCAGACUUUUUUUUCCAUGUUUCAUGAGUGCUAUUAUACUUAUAAGUAUGUGAAAUAGUUUUCAAAUUUUCUUAAAACACAGAAGAUUACCAUGUACUAUGCAAAGCCAGAACGUGUGUACUAACAAGUACAUUUUUGUCCCAUUAUAUCUGAUUAAUUAGAAAUCCAACAAACCUUAUGGAGCCUUUUUUUUCUUGCCCUUAUAGAUCUAUUACCAUUAGUGAUAACCUGUAAGAUGUUGUAUGUUUUCCAAUGUACUUACUUUCACCUCGGUCACUAUUACAUAUUUGAAACACCUUUUAAAUAAUCUAGUAUCUUUAGUUAUCAUCUGGUAGACUUGUUUUAUUUUAUCAUUUUAUUAACUGACAGGAGGACAUUACAGACAUAUUGUUGCUUAAAAUUAUAUUGAACUUGUGGGAUUUGCAUGUUAAAUAUUAAUUAGCUCCAAAGGGAUUUUGUUGAUACUGAUAAUCUGAACCACUGUACUGAGGGAUGCUCCAGGUCUUGUGCUGCUUUUGGAACUGUCCCCUUUUGUAAUAAGUAUGCUUCUGUAAAGGAUGGUGAGCAUAUUAUUUACAAAUUUUCCACACACACAUUUAGUUGAUGUUGAUUUCCAAGAUUACACAAGUUAACUUAAGUGCAGUGGGGCUUGAUGGGUAUGUGAUUGAAUUGUUGUAAUUUUUAGUUUUUGAGGUGGGGACUUAUAAGCCUUAUUUAACAUUACAUCCUUCAUUACUAUAGUUACAAAGGUAUCAUGAGAUAGGCUCAUUUUGAUUGUAACAAAAUUUAUGGAGGGGGUUGAAGGGUUCUUAUUGGUAACAAAUCUUUCACUUUGUGGAUAAGUGCUAUUACAGAUCAACCUUGUAGCCUACUGCUGUGCAAUUGAGAUCCAGUAGAGAAUAGUGAAGUCUCCCUUCUUCAAAAAAAUAUGUCCUUUAACUUUACAUCUCCUGGAGGAACUUUUACUUGUGGCAAUAUCUAUGGUAGCACUGCAUCUCUAAUGUUUGGAAAUUAACUAUGAACUAAAUGCACAGGUUCUAAGACUCAUGUUGGUGUACCACUAUUUUGCCAGAUUCUUCAUAUAAUGUGUAUCUUAACACUAUGUAUUGAACCUAGGAGCUCAUUGUAGUGUAAAAGUCAGCAGCUUUGGUGAGUGCUUGUAAAAUCAAAAUGCUAUUGGGUUUUAAGUUCUAUUCUGAGGGUCUGUAUUUGAAAAUCUGUACAAAUGCAGGUAAGGGUAUUUGAAUUAUACAAUCAAUCUGUUAAGAUGAUUAUUUAAAAAAAAAUAUAUAUAUAUACACAUAUAUGAAACUGUCAUAUCAAUUUUUACUUAUAAUUAGUGCAGAAUUUAUUUUGUCUUUGGUGGAUGGAAAACAUUGAAUUCCAAAGAUUAAAGUUUGUGGUUUAUAUUUAUGAAAAUGUAUCAAGUGUGAUCAUUGUUUAACAUAAUGCCAUAUCUUUUCACAGUUAAGCUUGUGACAAGAACAAUUAUCAGCAUAUUAAUCAUACUGACAUGAUUUUAUAUGGUGAUUACGAUAAUCUAUAGAAUAAGCACUUGAAGUGCCAUCUUAAUUUGGCUUAGAACUGCACCAAUAACCUCUUCCCAAG
Molecule: messenger RNA, 4044 nt
Organism: Limulus polyphemus (Atlantic horseshoe crab)
Lineage: Eukaryota; Metazoa; Arthropoda; Merostomata; Xiphosura; Limulidae
Product: kinesin light chain-like
Exons: 15
Coding region: 259-2160 (633 amino acids)
Biological process (GO): microtubule-based movement
Cellular component (GO): cytoplasm; kinesin complex; membrane-bounded organelle
Molecular function (GO): kinesin binding
Source: RefSeq, a predicted model, not a curated record